AUGACCUUGGUCAGACACUACGCAACACACAAGAGUACGAGAAGUCAGAGAAGAGAGGAGCGACAAAUAUUCGACGAUCAGCCCUCAUAUGGACCGCAUCACAUCGUCGUCUUCUUUGUCACACUUACAACCCUGAUUGGUAUGCUGCUAUAUGUAUUCAGAGACAUGAUCUUUGAACAGAGAUUGUACACGAGGACGAUUGAUGAGCUCCAUCUUGAUCCAAUGAUCGUCGCUGCAUUUGGAAAUGACUUCAAGUCGAUGACAUUCCAUCGUGAUCGCGCCGAAGAGAUCGCCUUGAACAAGGGCAAGAGAAUGGACGAUCCCAAGGACUACAAGAUUAACUUUGCGAUCAUUGGCGAGAAUGGCAAGGGCAUGGUGAGAGUGCGUGUCAAGCGUCUCUCCACCUUCAAGUUUGAGUAUGUCCACAUUCGCGUCCGAUUCAACAACAAGACCAUCUAUGUGGUCGAUGCAGAGAGGAGGCCGCCCAAGAAGAAGACCCUACUCGCCAAGAUACUUGGAAUAUUCAAUUAA
Acytostelium subglobosum LB1 is the source of this 531-nucleotide messenger RNA. RefSeq lists its product as hypothetical. The record is from RefSeq and is a predicted model, not a curated record. Gene Ontology annotation, cellular component: TIM23 mitochondrial import inner membrane translocase complex. The transcript is spliced from 2 exons. Lineage: Eukaryota; Evosea; Eumycetozoa; Acytosteliales; Acytosteliaceae. The coding region runs from base 1 to 531 and encodes 176 amino acids. Gene Ontology annotation, biological process: protein import into mitochondrial matrix.